GUUGCCGUAUAGUUUUGACUCAACGACUAUUCAGCUAAAUCUGGAAGCAUGUGUUCAUAAUUGGUGUUUUGAUCCUAAAAAAUACGAGCGACAGUAAUAAUGAAGGGUGGUAUGUGAGGAUGUGACGGAGCGUUCAGGUAACCUGCUCUCGUUUUCUCCAUAAGGAAUCGAUUCACUUUUUCCUAUUUGUCGCUGUGAUGUCGGUUUCUAAAUUGCAGCAAAAUUUUGUCGAUUGUCCCCACAUCGAUUCAACCGACGUGCGCGUUUUCUUAUGAACACAGCCCUUUACAAGAAGCGCAAGAGGCUGCUACGAUGUCAUCACAUACUGACCAUGGGUCAGAUUCGCGAUCUGGGCCAACUGGUCGGUCGCGCUUCAUUACGACAAGCCGUGGAAGAAUUCACAAAUCCAGCUAAUUUCUUUCGCAUGAAGAAACCGAAUCUUGCCAAAGUGCAUCAGUAUCUGCUGGAUCAUCAUUUGACAAGCGAGAAGCUGCCGUCGUCGCGUAUACAACAAGGCGCGCAUGCUCGUUUGCUGAUCAACAUCAUAUUCCCGGGAUAUACGAUCGCCCGUGCUAGAGAGCAAGCGUGCCGAGAAGAGCGAGAAAACACGCGCAUAUCCAAAUCAAAAAUCAUUUUAGCUUACGACAAGUUGCCUACCAGCGACAUUUUUGAACGAUUGGAAGAGCUUGCACGUAUUCCUGUCAACUGGAAUGGUGAUAACGCGCAAGUCACCAUACCUAGCAAAAAGUUGUCCGCAUUCAUCGCGUCUGCUCAACCUAAUGUACGAUUGCAUCUAUUUCUGUGGCUGUCGGAUCGGACGUUUUUAACACCCAACUGCACGUCGUUAAUAAUCAACGGAAAAGAAACGUGGAAUAAAACGGACGAGCGGACAAUCAAGGAUGGCUACAAGCAUAUUGAUCUAACCAAGAAAAUGACGUGGAGUGACUGUCCUGAAGCUUUGACGCUUGACUUUUGCUUUCAAGACGACACGCCGAACGUCAAGUAUGUUUCGGUUUGCACUGUUUGGCAAUAUACUCCUUCUGAAUUAGUUAGUCAAUUAUAUCUGCAUACCGCUACCAAAUUUAUAUCUCGUGCAAUCACAGCAAGCAAAGAUACGGAUGCAACGCAGAAGACGGCUGUUGAUAUUUUAAAACAAUGUCCACCCAAAGAUUUUUCCCGUAUCCCACCAACAGAGCAGGUCUUUUUGGAGAGUGGGGCCCAAUUUUCGCGAGGGAAUCAAGGACAACGGUACCCCAAUGCUGAGAGUGAAGAAGAGGAUUUGGUCAUGGGGGAUGAAACGAUUUCACUGUUGGAUCCAAUCAUGCUUUCUCGUAUUCAACAUCCUGCCAGAGGCAUAUUUUGUAAUCAUGCAGCUUGUUUUGAUGCAUGCUUUUUCUUUCAAUGUCAACUUAACAUCCGGGUUUGGCAGUGUCCUCAGUGCUUUAUUUAUAUCAAAGGGAUGCAGGAACUUUACAUCGAUUAUCCCAUGAAGCAAGCGCUUCUGACAUACCCAAACGAAGAGCGGCUUAUGCUGCGCAAUGGUGCCUAUGUACCCGAAACGGUCUCUGACUUGACGAUUUCAACAGCAGAAUACAAAUCAGAUCAGUUGGCCCCUAAACCAGCUGUCGUGAUUACGGUGGACGAUGAGGAUCCGGAUGAACCAACUGUGGACGAUUACGAAUCCUUGCCACCUUCUAAACGCGUCAAAUCAGCAUAAGAUUUUAUAGUUGUACCUGCUCUCAUUUCAUCAUAUUUCACACAUAAGCUCAUUAUCAUAAAAAAUCGCUGCAGCACAUAGGUAUGAAAUCGACAAUUUGAAAAAGAUGGCUGCUUGGCGCACCAGGCGUUUCCUAUCAUGCUCAGGGUCAAGGGUGUG
Radiomyces spectabilis is the source of this 1876-nucleotide messenger RNA. RefSeq lists its product as uncharacterized. Gene Ontology annotation, molecular function: SUMO ligase activity; zinc ion binding. The record is from RefSeq and is a predicted model, not a curated record. Gene Ontology annotation, biological process: protein sumoylation. Bases 272 to 1717 code for a protein of 481 amino acids. The transcript is spliced from 7 exons. Lineage: Eukaryota; Fungi; Mucoromycota; Mucoromycetes; Mucorales; Radiomycetaceae.